Messenger RNA from Dentiscutata heterogama, 388 nucleotides. The record is from the annotation of a GenBank genome assembly. Lineage: Eukaryota; Fungi; Glomeromycota; Glomeromycetes; Diversisporales; Gigasporaceae.
UGAACCUAACCAUAAUUCGUCACUUUAUGAUGGUACAUAUGCAUGCCAUGAUUCAGUUAGCUGCGGAAUAAAAUAUGGAAAAAGUACUUAUAACCCUUCUACUGAUCCAGAACUAAAUGAAGUCUUCAUAAGCACAUUAUAUACAGAAAAUUACUUUAGAGGUUCUUUAUUGUUAGGUUAUACUAUAAAAAAGCAUCAUCCAAACCAUGCAAUGUAUUUAUUAUAUUUCCCUAGCCAGAUAUCUGCCUCUUUAAUAUGUCAACUUGAGGCCAUUGGCUGGAUAAUGAAAAAAGUAGAACGAAUACCUGUACCAUGGGAAGGAUAUUUGUAUAGUAACUUUGUAUUUGGGCUUAUUUUAAAGUUUUCACCCGCAUUUGCAGAUUUUUGA